Messenger RNA from Saccostrea cuccullata (small rock oyster), 1469 nucleotides. RefSeq lists its product as uncharacterized. The transcript is spliced from 4 exons. The coding region runs from base 315 to 1277 and encodes 320 amino acids. The record is from RefSeq and is a predicted model, not a curated record. Lineage: Eukaryota; Metazoa; Mollusca; Bivalvia; Ostreida; Ostreidae.
AUUUUUCUGAUAGUCCUGUAUAAAAAUUUAAGGACAGUGGUGGAGGAAUGAAAACGUGAAUGCUAUCAGUUCCCUUCAGCUGUUCAAACUUUUAGUGAUAAGACAAUGUCCGUUUAUUGAUUAUCUAGUAUAUUCAUAAAGUUACCAGCACUUAAUUCCACGUGAAUAUUUUCUUUGCCGUGGAUAGUUAAUUGACUUCUAAACUAAUUAUAUAGGUUCAUAUAUUUCCAACAUUCAGUGGAAUUUUUAAUGUGAUAACAAGUUUUCUGGAAGAAGGACAAUUUUAUUCUUUUAUUUAUUUCAUAUUUCACGCCAUGGGAUUAUUAAACAUGGAUAUCUUUCUGAUUGUAUUACUGACUUUUGCAUUUUUACUGGAAUCUGUAAAUGGACAUGGGAGACUCUUAGAUCCACCGUCAAGAUCUAGUAUGUGGAGAUUCGGAUUAAGUCCAAUUAAAAAUUAUAACGACAACCAACUAUCGUGUGGAGGAUUUGCCAACCAAUACCUUUACCAGCACGGAAAGUGUGGGGUAUGUGGCGACCCCUAUCAGGGACCCCGCGAAAACGAGGCUGGCGGGAAAUAUGCUCGGGGAUUCCUCUCCCGGCGUUACGUAGAAGGACAGAUGAUUGACAUCGUUGUAGAGGUCACCGCUCUCCAUUACGGCUGGUUCGAGUUCAGGAUCUGUCCGAACAAUGAUAUCAAUAGAGCGGUCACUCAGGAGUGUCUAGAUAAACAUCUGCUGGUGUUGUCAACAGGUGCUACCAGGUUUACGGAAGUCACUUCUACCGGGAAGUACUUGCUUCAUGCGCAACUUCCGGCUGGUUUGACUUGCUCACAGUGCGUUGUCCAGUGGAAAUGGCAUACAGGAAACAAUUUCGGAUUGGCACCAGACGGACACAGAUGCAUGGGAUGCGGACCUCAGGAAGAAUUUUACGGAUGUUCUGACGUCACAAUUACUCCCAAAACUACACCUAUGUAUUAUCCAAAUUCGACGCCACACCCCGACACGCCUUCACCUGUUUACGUCACGCAGACAACGGAAAUCAUCACUCAACCACCCCCACAAACAUCAACUCCACCUAAAAAUUCUGGAGGAUUUCCAAUUAAUAUAUUUCCAGGAGUGCCCCUCGUUAAUCCAACAACGACAGAAGCCCCGCUUCAGCCUGGAACCCGUUGUUAUGCUAUUAAUUUGUGGGCGGGAGAUCCGGUUUUGAAUGAGUGGUGUGCUACAAACUGUGCCAAUGGAAACUGCCCGGCUUCCGCAUGCGCAUGUGCGUAAUUACAGUCGACUGCGUCGUUUUCAAAGAUCGAUUACUGCUAACAAAAUUGACAUCAAUAUUCAUUCGUAUCUCUUAAGUUUUUGCAUAAAUGACGUGCUUGAUGAAACAAAAUAAUUUUUUCACUCAUUUUUACCAUUGUAAAAAUUGUAAUAUGUCUAAUACAGUUAUUUACCAUUUUGUUAUUUUAUUUC